Molecule: messenger RNA, 4623 nt
Organism: Pseudopipra pipra
Lineage: Eukaryota; Metazoa; Chordata; Aves; Passeriformes; Pipridae
Gene: SLC16A3
Product: solute carrier family 16 member 3
Exons: 5
Coding region: 176-1597 (473 amino acids)
Biological process (GO): transmembrane transport; monocarboxylic acid transport
Cellular component (GO): plasma membrane
Molecular function (GO): monocarboxylic acid transmembrane transporter activity
Source: RefSeq, a predicted model, not a curated record
AGGGGAGGGGCGAGAGCCACAGACCCGCCGCGCCGGAGCUCCGCAGCCGGCGGGACCAGACGGGCUGGGGCGGGUGUGUGCGGGCGCACGGGGACAGCAGCUGCGGUCCGGCGCGAGCACGGUCAUCCUCUCGGUGAGGCGCGGGACGUGACUCAGGGAACACACAAGCUUCAUCAUGGGAGCUGUAGUAGCUGAUGAUGGUCCAUCUGGUGUUAAAGCCCCUGAUGGAGGCUGGGGCUGGGCUGUCCUUUUUGGCUGUUUUAUCAUCACAGGAUUCUCCUAUGCCUUUCCUAAGGCCGUUAGUGUUUUCUUUAAAGAACUUAUCCGGGAAUUUGGCAUUGGAUAUAGUGACACUGCAUGGAUUUCCUCCAUUCUGUUGGCCAUGCUUUAUGGAACAGGUCCACUGUGUAGUGUAUGUGUCAACCGCUUUGGCUGUCGUCCUGUCAUGCUGGUGGGUGGCCUUUUUGCCUCCAUGGGGAUGGUGAUAGCUUCCUUCUGUACAAGCAUCGUUCAGAUCUAUCUAACUGCAGGUGUGAUUACUGGUUUGGGUCUGGCACUAAACUUUCAGCCGUCACUCAUCAUGUUAAACCGUUACUUUGACAAACGCCGGCCCUUGGCCAAUGGGCUCUCUGCCGCUGGGAGUCCAGUGUUUCUUUGUGCUCUAUCACCCUUGGGGCAGAUACUACAACAUGAGUAUGGCUGGAGAGGAGGAUUCCUUAUACUGGGUGGGAUGCUGCUCAACUGCUGUGUAUGUGGAGCACUAAUGAGACCUUUGGAGCCACCCAAAAAGUCUGAAGCUACCAAAGAGCCAGCUGAGAAGAAAGUGAAGAAAAAACUUCUGGAUUUCAGUGUGUUUAAAGAUGGUGGUUUUGUAAUCUAUGCCCUAGCAGCAUCUAUCAUGGUGCUUGGCCUCUUUGUUCCCCCAGUUUUUGUUGUGAGUUAUGCCAAGGAUUUAGGCUAUCAAGACACCAAAGCAGCUUUUCUUCUGACUAUUCUGGGAUUCAUUGAUAUCUUUGCUCGGCCUAUUUGUGGAAUGGUAGCUGGUCUUAAAUGGGUUAGACCACGCUGUGUCUACCUCUUCAGUUUUGCUAUGAUUUUCAAUGGUUUCACAGAUCUCAUGGGUUCGAUGUCUGUUGAUUAUGGUGGACUGGUGGUCUUUUGCAUUUUCUUUGGCAUUUCUUAUGGAAUGGUAGGUGCUCUUCAAUUUGAAGUUCUCAUGGCUAUUGUUGGUACUCAGAAGUUUUCCAGUGCUAUCGGUUUAGUGCUCCUGGCAGAAGCUAUGGCUGUUCUAAUUGGUCCGCCAUCAGCAGGAAAACUCCUGGAUGCAACAGGGAGGUACAUGUUUGUAUUCAUUAUUGCUGGAAUUGAAGUUACCACCUCAGCACUUGUAUUGGCCUUGGGAAAUUUCUUCUGCAUUAAGAAAAAAUCGGAAGAACCACAUACAAAAGAAGAAGCAGCAGAAAGAGAGGAAUUAAACAAAUCUGAAGACAAAACUCCUGAAGAUGCCAAGGUGGACUCUAUUGAAGUGGAGCAGUUUCUGAAAGAUGAGCCUGAAAAAAAUGGCGAAGUUGUAACUAACCCAGAAACAUGUGUGUGAGCAUGACAGGGAAUUGAAAAGUGUUUAGAAAAGAAAGAUUUCCAACACUAUUUAUUUUAGAAACAGAACUAGUUUAGGGCUGGGCCAUCUGCUUUAGUAACUGGAAGCUAGUCAGCUCAUCAGAUCUCUUUGGAAGCUGAUUAGCUGGACAACUUAUUGGAAAAUCAGCUUUAUCAGCAAAAGGUGGAGCAUUGUGAUUAUACUUUUUAUGUAAACUAAAAAGCUUUUAUAAACACAAGUAGGCUCUUGCUAUGCAUCACCAGAAACUGCUCACUUGGAAGAGAUAUAGGAAAAGUAUAUUUUAAGAAAAGUGGACUUAUACGUAUGUUUUCAGACAAUAUUGAUGAAAUCGCUGUGUUGUGUGACUAAGUAUAAUUUCCCUGUGUUCUCUGUGAAGAGAAAAGAGUUUGAGAUGGAGAAAAAUCUCAGGAACUUAACGGUCUCCAUUAGGUUUUUGAAUUUCUUACCUUUUUAGAUUUUUUAGAUUAAUUGGCUCAGUCCUAAUUUAAUUUUGAUAAUAUCUGUAACUUUGACUUAUGUAAAUGUAUUUCUGAGUUCUGUCUAAACCUGUAACCUUUGUAAUUAUCAUCUGGAAAUUCUGUUUAUGAAAAGGCAUAUUACAGAUAGUGUCCUGAUUAGAUGACACAAGUGGUAUUCUGAGGUAGUAUACUGAAAGAAAAAAAAUGAGCAGAAUUGAUCCCGACAGACCUUAAGCAAACAAAAUUAGCCUACAUUACAUAUGCUAUGUUCAGUACGAUUUCCCUAGAGCAUUGAAAAAUAUUACAAGUAACAUGGAGAACAUGGAUAUUAGAUUUAGUAGAAUAUUCUGAAAAAGUGUCCAUUUUGUAUAUAAAAAAAGUGGUGCAAGUUUCCAGAUGUCCUAUAAAUUAGAGUGGGUAGAAUUAGGGAAGAGACUGGACUAGUUUGAAACAUGUUAGCCAUCUAUAAAAUGCAAUGUUAGCAUCACAGGAAGGUCUUAACAAGUUUGGUUUUGGUUUGUUUUCUUGUCUUCCCCUCUUCCCCUCCCUCCCCCCCCAUUUAUCCCACUUCCCUAUCCUUUUGCUUAAUCUAUGGAAGUUCAAAGUGCCAUUCCUGCUGGCUAAGGAAACACGACAGAACCGUUGAUCAUAUUUAUGACAGCACUGCACUGAAAUAGAAAAGGAAGGCACAAGGAAGGCAUUCUAUUUUUUUUUUCACCCAAACACAUUGAAGAAAUGUCAUUUUUUUGGUACAAAAUCAUGCUUCUGCAGCUUACCUUUCAGAUCUGCUUAUAAAAAUCUGUCUAGGCUUUGUGACUGCAGUAACAAUCUUCAAAACAGACUAAGUGUAAAAGAUCCGGUUUUCUUACUGGUAGCGAAGGAAUACUGGCUUUCAGGUGCCAAAAUUGUUCUGCUUGAUAACUGAAAACUUAAAGAUGCUAAUCCCCUAAAACCCCAUAUCCCUUUUAAAUUAACAUCAUUAAUUGUUUCAUACUUUACCAUUAUUAACAGAAACAAAGUGCCAAAACCAUGAACUAUCUCAGCUACCAGCUUCCAUUCUGCUAGUUUCUUCAGAAUGGCUUUGCAUCAUUAGGACAACCUUGUACAAAAAUUGAGAAGUUAGGAUCUUGACUUUUAAAAGAAAUAGAUGCUGCACAGAAUAAACUGUUUAUUUUUAUAUCCCAUGUAGUGUGUUACUUUAAAGCCUUUUAUUAAUUUAGUGGCAGGAAAUGCAGUGACAUUUCCCAGUUACAAGAGCUUAGCCAUGGAACUUAGCUCCAGUUUGCUCAAGACUAAAUUGAUACUUGAAACACAACACUGCUAGCUCCAGAAGGCAAGAGAAAAAUGGAAUCCACAGAGUAGUUUAUCGUAUCCCUACAGUACGUUUAUCAUAUCCCUAGAAGCUGCUUCAGAUGAUACAUGAAAACCUGAUACAGUUUUCAGAUUGGGGUUCCCCACUCUGUUUCAAAAAGCAAAAGCUGGAAAUGUUCCCAAAGGUGAAUUCAGAUUCUCAGCCAUUUUUGUCUUACUGUGGCUUUUGAAAGAUUUCUUUGCUAAAUAAUGCUACACUGUUAUUACACAACUAAAUGGUUAUUCCUUUAACCUCAGGUUUUGGCACAAUUUUAAGUUUCUGUACAUUCUGCAAAUUGUCUAGAUGGCUUUGUAUAUGACAGAAUAUCCUUUGUGCUUAUCAUACUGACUUUCCAGACUUGUGUUUCAUUUUUCAUACAUAAUACUUUUAUGAUUAAGCUGAAACGAGAAGUGUUAUGUUACAAUUUUAUAUGAUUGAGGCAGAAGAGGAAGUUAUGAAGACAGUGGAAAGCCAUUUCAACAAGACACCAUAAAUAACCUCGUAAGUAAAACCUAGUGUUCACAGGAAGGGCCUUUGACUCAAGGAUGAAUUACUCUGACUAGAACUGCCAGUGUUCUUGAGCUGUUUUCAGCAUAGACCUACCACUGGAUUGAGGUGUUUAUAACAGCAGGGAGAUGCUUUACUACAUGAGUGGUCAAAUCACAGGACUCCUUUAUCGACUGAGAAAUAAAAGGGCUAGAAUUUAAUUUGCUAAGAAGUUUAAAAAGCUUUUACCAUUUUCAUUAAUUACAAGAAGCAUCACCACAAAGAUGAGGAGCUCCUAAUGCAGCUCUCUUAGCAACACCAAAACUGGCAGGCUUAAGAGUAUUUCAGAGUUCUGGAGUCAGUUAAGCUCCCUGCUCCCAUUCUGUCCCAUCCAAAGGUAACACCCAGGUGUGUGCAAGCCCUCCAGUCCUCUAUCUGUUCGGCUGCCUUAAUUUCCUUGGAAAGAAAUUGCUUAUAUUGAUGGGAAAGAAACCUCCAUCCAUGCCAGAUCCCAACCUGGACACCUGUUGGCCAGUAUGAGGGUGUGCUGCAGCAUGUAAAACUGCUCCUAUUGACAUGGGCCACAAAGGCCUUCACACUGAGCUCCUGUUUUACAGACUUUCCUCCUUCCUACACCAAGACUUAAAAAAAAAAAGCAAGCAGCGAAUCCUUUGGUUCCUAGCACUGUCUAGCCAGGCUCCUUAUUUUAA